Lemur catta (Ring-tailed lemur) is the source of this 2861-nucleotide messenger RNA. Its product is annotated as two pore calcium channel protein 1-like. The record is from RefSeq and is a predicted model, not a curated record. Gene Ontology annotation, molecular function: monoatomic ion channel activity. NCBI's taxonomy places the organism in Eukaryota, Metazoa, Chordata, Mammalia, Primates, Lemuridae. The coding region runs from base 1 to 2358 and encodes 785 amino acids. The transcript has 15 exons. Gene Ontology annotation, biological process: transmembrane transport; monoatomic ion transport. Gene Ontology annotation, cellular component: membrane.
AUGGCUGGAGACUGGCAAGGAAAGCCAGAGCCUGCAUCAGUGGUGGUGACGGCCAAACCCCAGGCUGAAAGUGCGGUUCUGGCAACCCUGAGUUUCAGUCAGGCUAGACUUGGUGGAACUGGGGGCCCCCCACGGGAAGACAGGAGGGCCCACGGCACCCCCUCAGGAGGUACCUACCCCAAGGAGCCCCCUCGAGGGGCCCACACUCUUUUGAGUGACAGGAGGGAACUAAUAUUUACUGGGCCGGCGGCAGACACUGCAUUCAUUGGCUCAUUUAAUUUUCCAAACACGCCUGGGACGAAGGUAUUUCUUCCCAGUCCGCUGAUCAGAAAGCUAGGCACAGUCCCACGUCCGGGGGCCCAUAGCUGGUGCCAUUUGCCAGGGUGGCCUCUAACCCACGCCACCGCCCGCCGAGCUCUUCCCCCUGCGGCCCCCAGCGCGUCCCGCUCCCCGCCCUGGCGGAUCCACUUCCCCGCCCGGGAAGGGGCAGGAGCCAGGGAGCCCGCCGCGCCGGCCGCCGCCAUCCUCCGCCUUCGGGGCCGCCCCGGGGCGACCGCCGCGGUCACGCGAAGGGCCGAGGCCAGGCCUCCCUCCGCGCGAGGAGGGCAGAGUCCGCCGCUGCGGCCCGGCGCUCGCCGUCCUCUCCCCGCGAUGCCCGGGGCCGGCCGAGCCGCUGGGGAGCGCCGCCCGCGCCCGCAGCCCCCAGGGGAGCCGCUGGCCCAGGAGGACCUCUUGCUGGCAGCUGCCUAUGUGUCGGAUGCCCAGUACAACAGGAAUGUUCCAUUUGAAACAUCAUCUCAGGCCAUCAGACUUUACUAUUUUUAUAACCACUGGACAAUGCAAGUGGCCACAUACUUCUUUAUUUGUGUAGACCUUUCUCUUGCCCUGUUUGAAGAACCUGCAUUGUUUCCUCUACCUUUCUUGAAUGAGAUUCGCAAGCUGGUGUACCUCAAGCGUCGCAAAAUGAUAGAGGCGUUCAACAUUCUGAAAGUCAAGGUGGGCCCGGAGUUCGUGGUCGGGGAGGCCCGGUGGAGACGGCUGGUGCGCACCGUGGCACCAGACAUGAGCCUCGGCCACCUGGAGCUCCUUUUAAGGAUCUCCGACGAGGGACAGACCGGCCAUGUGGAUAAAAUGAACUUUCUACGCUUGGCUGACCUCCUCAACAUCCAGGUGGUCACCAUCAACAUCAAGAGACACCCCUUGGAAGCCUGGGUGCCACGGCUAUACCAGUCGUCUGCAAGCCUCUUGGUCCAGAAGGUGGUUCGGCACAGGAUUUUUGUCUGGGUUUUUGAUGUCAUCAUUCUAAUAAACGCCAUAUUCAUUGCUCUGGAUGAGAAAAACCCCUUCAUUUCCUACGCAGAGUGGCUUUUCCUUUCUCUCUAUGUCAUCGAGAUUCUCCUGAAGCUGUACACAUACGAGCCCAGAGCCUAUUUCAGAAGGAAGCAGUUCUGGAACUGGUUUGACACGCUGAUCAUCAUCGCAGCCCUGGUGGCCACUGUGGCCAAUGCCACCAUUCAGUCAGCAAGAAAAUAUAACAGCCAGCAGAUACUGGAUAUCGUCUUGAUACUGAGAAUACUCCGGCUGCUGAGGGUCAUCAUCAGUGUGCAGAGAUUCCGGGUUAUAGUGACCACUUUAAUCAACAUUGGCCCCACGAUGCUGACGUUUGGUGGACUCGUCUUUGUGGUCUACUACGCCUUUGCUAUCGUCGGCAUGGAAGUGUUCCAUGGCAAAGUCCAGUUCUUUGACCCGAAUUUCACCACUCCUGAUGCCCUGGUUUGUGGGAACCCCGCCUUAAAGGGUUCAGCGUUUUCCCGGGCCAGGUACUGCAAGAACAACUUCAAUGACCUCGCCUCUUCAUUCGUGGUGCUGAUGGAGCUCACGGUGGUUAACCAGUGGCACGUCCUCGCAGAUGGCUUUGCCCUGGUGACUCACCAGGCAGCAAAGCUGUACUUCAUCCUGUUCCACAUCGUGGUCGUCAUCCUCAUUGUUAACAUUUUCAUAGCAUUUAUCUUGGAGGCAUUCUUUGUGGCAUAUUCGUUAGAAAAAAGUGAAGUAGAAACUGCUAUUGAGAAGAAGAUUCAAGAGCUCGGAGUGGGAAUCCAAGAGGAGGAAGUGCAAGAGGGGAAGCCCACUGAUGACGUGGACGCCAAGGACCGUGGAGACAACAAAAGGAAGGCCUUGGAAGGACUGUAUUGCAGAAUUGCAUCAAAAAAGUACAGGACCGUGGACACCUUGCUGCAGCGGAUGUUUGAGUCUGAAAUUGCUCCAGAGGAGGAAGGCCCUUCCUUGGAUGAGAUUCUGAACUUCUCGCCCAGUGACAUAUAUCCCAAGAAUCCCAAUUUCGAGAAUAGUGCAUGAUCCUGGCGUUGCAAGGGUCCACAACUGGGAACCAAGAUAAGCUAUCGUGUCCUUUUACAUGUGCUAUCCAGAGAUAAUUUUUCUAGCCUGGGUUCCCUUCCGUGUUCUGUGAGCCUGUGGAUUGGCCUCUCCUGUGCCGAGCGGCCAGCCGAACGGUGAGGACAGGCUGUCUGGCUGCACCUCGCCUGGGUCGUUCUUAGAUCUGAUCACGAAGGUAAGGCAAGGAACUCUGGUGAAGACAUUAUAGAGAGCGUGUAUAGUACACAUGUGUGUACAUGUGUGUCUUUUCAGUGGGUAUGUAAAAGCUUUUUGUUUAUUUUUAUAUGGUACUUUCCUAUCCUAGUAAAGCAAUACUGUGCUACAAUGUUACAGCACAUGAAUGAAUGAUGAAUAUUUAAAUAUGAUAAAGGAAUAUGUUUUAGUAGCUUUUAAACAGUGCUUAUUCAAAAUGAAGAAAAUAUGAAUAUGAAAAUAUAAUUGUUGCAAUUACUUCUUUGGGAAUG